Messenger RNA from Papaver somniferum (opium poppy), 1269 nucleotides. RefSeq names its product cationic peroxidase 1-like. The transcript is spliced from 4 exons. The record is from RefSeq and is a predicted model, not a curated record. Gene Ontology annotation, molecular function: peroxidase activity; heme binding. The coding region runs from base 64 to 1044 and encodes 326 amino acids. Gene Ontology annotation, biological process: hydrogen peroxide catabolic process; response to oxidative stress. Lineage: Eukaryota; Viridiplantae; Streptophyta; Magnoliopsida; Ranunculales; Papaveraceae.
UCUAUAUUCAUUCAGAUAGAAUUAAUAACCAGCUAAUUCAUCAUCUCUCAAGUCUUUUCAAUCAUGGCUUCUUACUCUUCAUAUUCUUCUUGGCCAUUCUUUUUCUUUGUUCUAGUAUCAUCAUUGUGCAUGUUUGGCAUGAAUAUUAGCAUAACAUCUGCACAGUUAUCUUCCACUUUUUAUGCGACUAGUUGCCCUAACCUCCUCCCUACCAUCCAAGCUGCAGUAGUAAAUGCAGUUUCUAACGAAGCCAGAAUGGGAGCUUCUCUAUUACGUCUUCAUUUUCAUGACUGCUUUGUUAAUGGUUGUGAUGCUUCCAUUCUGUUGGAUGAUACAUCAAGCUUCACUGGAGAAAAGACAGCAGGACCAAAUGCAAAUUCUGUGAGAGGGUUUAAUGUCAUUGACACCAUAAAAACUCAAGUUGAGGCAAUCUGCCCUAAAACUGUUUCUUGCGCUGACAUUCUUGCCGUUGCAGCUCGAGAUUCUGUUGCUGCCUUGGGUGGGCGUCCAUGGGUUGUACAAUUAGGAAGAAGAGAUGCUAAAACUGCAAGUAUGAGUGAUGCUAAUAGCAACCUCCCCGCUGCCACACUUGGUCUUAGUGGCUUGAUUGCUUCCUUCUCCACCAAAGGUUUUACUACCAAAGAAAUGGUGAUUCUCUCUGGAUCUCACUCUAUUGGUCAAGCUAGAUGCACAACUUUUCGAAGUCGAAUCCACAAUGAAACGAACAUAGAUGCACCUUUCGCUACAUCUUUGAAGACUAGUUGUCCAACAUCAGGAAAUGAUAAUAAUCUUUCCCCACUCGACGCAACCCCAAUAAUUUUCGAUAACACUUAUUACAAGAAUUUAGUUAGCAAGAAAGGACUUCUUCAUUCGGAUCAAGAACUUUUCAAUAGUGGAUCUACAGAUGCUCAAGUGACAACUUACAGCAAUGACAACCCGACAUUCUUGACUGAUUUUGCUGUUGCCAUGGUAAAGAUGGGAAAUCUUAGCCCUUUAACGGGUAGCAAUGGAGAAAUCAGAACUAAUUGCAGGAAACUCAAUUAAAUAUGGUUUUAGUUUUGAUAAUUAUGUAUCCGGUUAUCAUCAAAAUAAAGAGCAAUUGUAUUAUGUUCGUCUCAUUGUAUAAUGAGACAUAGAUAAUAUGAGAUAGUUUUGUGUUUAAGUAGUAUAGCGAAUUUUAAUAGUUUUUGGUGGACCGAAAAAAAAGACAUGAGUUAUUUUGUUUUUGGUAUCAGGUUUUGUUCAGCUUUAAAGUUUGGUUUAACAUUU